CUGCUCAACGCCAUGGGCGCCAGGUGGACACCGGAAAUGUCGAUCAAGAACACGCACUGCGUCAGCGCGACGCUUUCGGGCGACAAGGUGCUUAAAGCAGCCGAGUGGAACAUCCCCAUUGUCAACCACCUCUGGCUGGAGGACUGCUUUGCGCGCUGGCAGGACGUGCCACACGGUGAUGCCACAUACGUCGACUAUUCACCUGGCGUGAACAUGCAGAAGCUCGUCGGC
Messenger RNA from Tilletiaria anomala UBC 951, 231 nucleotides. RefSeq lists its product as uncharacterized. The record is from RefSeq and is a predicted model, not a curated record. Gene Ontology annotation, cellular component: Cul8-RING ubiquitin ligase complex; nucleus. NCBI's taxonomy places the organism in Eukaryota, Fungi, Basidiomycota, Exobasidiomycetes, Georgefischeriales, Tilletiariaceae. The transcript has a single exon. The annotation marks the transcript as partial. Gene Ontology annotation, biological process: DNA double-strand break attachment to nuclear envelope; double-strand break repair.